This is a messenger RNA of Cylicocyclus nassatus, 264 nucleotides long. NCBI's taxonomy places the organism in Eukaryota, Metazoa, Nematoda, Chromadorea, Rhabditida, Strongylidae. The record is from the annotation of a GenBank genome assembly.
AUGUCUAAUUCGGUUGCUGCCAUCCUUCGCACUAUUCUUCAGCCUGCUACUGGACUAAGCAGCGGAUUGUCAACUGCGUUUAUAUCGCUAGGAUCUGCCGUGGAUCAAAUGAAGGCAAAACAGGAGUCGAUGUCAAAGGAAAUCGAACAAGUGAGAAGGAUGACACGAACCAACUGGAUAAUGGAGCCCCAGCUUUUGAAAGAACGGCGCAUUGCAGAGCUAGAGAAGUACUGUCGUGCUUUGCUGGAACUUGAAGUCUGGUAA